AUGGUGGACUCAACCCCAACUACAUGUUUCAAUAUCCUGCAGCUGGCUGCAGCAGCAACAGAAACAGCACCAGAUUCCACUUCAUCUUCUUCUGCCCCUGCUGCGAUAUCAUCGCCGGCGGCGCAGGUGGGACUGGUAACGUUUCCAGACGAGCUCAUCCUCUAUAUUUUAAAAUUCCUGGAUGUUCCCGAGCUCUACGUGUUAGCGAGAACUUCCCGCCACCUCAGGGCACUUUCCACGGACCCUCUCCUGCACCUCACACGUCUCAAGACAGCAAAGCAAACGCUCAACAUCUCGCUUUCUCACAGACCCUCUUUGGACGACGUCCAGAGGAGUGGCCGAAUAUACUUGACUCGUCGACAGGUGGCUCAAAGAUCUCUCGCUCGUUCAUUGACUCUUAUCCGCUUGAAGCGUAAGUUGUCUAAUAGGCCAUCAAUACCGUCUCUAAUUGAGCGCGGUGUUCUUCCCGCGCCGUAUUAUCACAAAUCGGCAGAUGAUACGGCAAUAUGGCAACCUGUUAGAAUUUCGCCGGUGUUUCUGGGUACCGCAAAAGAGUUGGAGAAGCAGAGGGUAAAGGAUAUGCUGAGAGGUUGGGUUGGUAAUAAAAGACCCUCUUUGGCGGAUGCUGAGCGAGUAGGUUGGAUCGAAAAGGCAUAUCUAGAAGAAGAAAGGCCAAAGGUGAGAGAAAUGGCCACGAGGUUCACAAAACGAUGUAUCGGUGGAAGCCAAAGGCAGAAUUCACGCUGGGGUAAAGGUAGAGUUCUAAGAAAUGACCCGCCCAGGGCGCAUGUCUUGGGAUUGAGAACCUAUUACGAGAGAUUGGCAAGUGCAGUCUGA
Morchella importuna is the source of this 837-nucleotide messenger RNA. RefSeq lists its product as uncharacterized. The transcript has 2 exons. Gene Ontology annotation, molecular function: protein binding. The record is from RefSeq and is a predicted model, not a curated record. The coding region runs from base 1 to 837 and encodes 278 amino acids. Lineage: Eukaryota; Fungi; Ascomycota; Pezizomycetes; Pezizales; Morchellaceae.